UUACGUGCUUACGUCAACCUUAAAGUUUUAGUUUUUAGUGCCGUCACACGAUGGCGCUGUCCGCGUGGGUCAAUAUACGUCAGUAAUGAUGGCGGAAUUUGUUUAACUGUCAUAACUUCCUUGGUUUGCAAAUUAAUGGAUCCUAACGGAAAUGGCAAGCGGGGCUUACCUAGGUUAAGAGAAAUAAUUAGAAGACAGCGUCAAGAUUCCGAUGGUGGUGGAACUGAUUCCCCUGACCUUGAGUUUAUUUACGAUGACACUGACACACACCCCAAUGAAAUUUCCGAGUUGUACAGCUACACGGAGCAGCCAGAGCUCGCCCUCAAUGUUAAAGCCUUCGAAGACCAAAUGGAGCAGUAUAGUUUGCCACCAAGUUGGCAAAGGUUAUCGCUCGAACAAAGAAAAUCGGUAGUAAUGAAACUACUCGAUCAACUGGAAGUUAGCAGCAAACCUCUGCGAAUGAGAGGCGCCAGAUGUAUUCUUUACAUAGCUCAGGGGUGUUGGGCAGAAAUGCAGUCCGAUGCUGAACAGCAGCAGUGGGCACGAGUCAAUGUUAUGUUGCUUUACCAAUUAGGAGUUUUUAGCGCAUUUACUGAUUUGCUUAACAUAGAAAUUGAAAAUAGUACAGCAGCCCACGUUGCGAUGAGGAAGAUCGCAGUUUCCUUAGCAGAUUCUCAGGAUUUGCGCGUUAUUCUAUCUGUGUUAUACACAAUAACUGAAGUAAUCAGGAAUGAAAAAGAUUCAGGUUCAACUGAAUAUCAAAACGACGUUGAGGCUUUUUGUACAGACCUCGGUAUUUCAGUUAAAACUAGCACCGAAUUCGUACUUAUUGUCACGUUUGUAGCGAAUACGCCCGACGAAGAGUUGCUAAUAGUCAAGUUACUAGGAAUGGUAACGCGAUUUUGUAGCGGAGCAGCUCCCCACUUUCCUAUGAAAAAAGUGUUAUUGCUUCUUUGGAAGUUGAUUCUUGUUACUUUAGGGGGAAUGUGCACUUUGAAAGAUUUGAAGGACGAGAAACGUGCUAAAGCAGGGCUUCCACGUUUGGACGAAGACACCAUGGAGAUUGCCAAAACCAUGAGGGCUUCGUCACCACCUGCUAGUGCCUCGGAUCUGCUGGAGGCGCAGAAUCAAAAGAGAAACACAAGACCCUUCAGAAGGAAUUUGAUGAAACAGAGCAGUUUGGACGAUCACGAGUCUUUGGGCAUGGAACUAGAUGCUACUCUAGUCGCUAGUGACAACGGGGAUGACUUGGGCGAACUGUCCGACUUCGAUGAGCGCCGCCCUCCAGAAAACACGGAAAAUAAUCAAAUGUACAGCAACUACCAGAACAGACCUUCGUCGCCACCUCUGCAGAGUUCGGUGAUGAUACCAAGAGGAUUACCGUGGAAGCCGAAGGUGCGCCAAAAAGACAUAGACUUAUUUCUGGACACGGCGCGGUUGAAGUUCGUCGGGUAUAGCUUGCAAGGUGACCGCGACAGCUUAGCUGGAUUACCGUUACCGAUUCACGAGGGAGUGAAAACACUCAAAGAGCAUGUUUAUACUUCCUUAGCUGAAAUGCAAAUCCAGAAGGAGGAAGAAAUUGCCCGAAAUCCACUCUCUACGUCCGAAGGCGAAAUCGAGAUGACUCCUACGGAAAUUUUGUACCAGGCGAUGUUGCCGAACCUACCACAGUACAUGAUAGCUUUACUUAAAAUAUUACUAGCUGCAGCUCCUACCUCAAAGGCUAAAACUGAGUCUAUUAAUAUAAUGGCUGAUGUGUUGCCAGAAGAAAUGCCAAUGACCGUUUUACAGUCAAUGAAACUGGGAAUCGACGUGAAUAGGCACAAGGAAAUUAUCGUGAAAGCAGUGUCUGCGAUCUUACUUUUACUUCUAAAGCACUUUAAGUUAAAUCAUAUUUAUCAGUUUGAAUUUAUGUCGCAACAUCUAGUUUUCGCAAAUUGUAUACCGUUAGUUUUGAAGUUUUUUAAUCAGAAUAUUAUGGCAUAUGUGGGUGCCAAGAAUGUGAUUCCUAUAUUAGAUUUUCCGUCAUGUGUCAUUGGCGAUCAACCAGAAUUGACAGCUGAGAGUUUAGAAAUUGGAGACGCGGCACCAUUUUCUUGGAGAAAUAUGUUUUCGUGUAUUAAUCUACUGAGGAUUUUAAAUAAAUUAACAAAAUGGAAGCAUUCAAGGAUUAUGAUGUUAGUGGUGUUCAAAUCUGCUCCAAUUCUAAAACGCACAUUGAAAGUACGCCAUGCCAUGACUCAAUUGUAUGUUUUGAAAUUAUUAAAAAUGCAGACAAAGUAUUUAGGGCGCCAGUGGCGAAAAUCCAACAUGAAAACUAUUAGUGCUAUUUAUCAGAAAGUUAGACAUAGGUUAAAUGAUGAUUGGGCAUAUGGAAACGAUUUAGACGCAAGGCCGUGGGAUUUCCAGGCUGAAGAAUGCGCGUUACGAGCUUCUGUUGACAGAUUUAAUAAUCGAAGAUACACACAAGCAAAUCAAGACAGCGAAUUUGUACCUGUGGAUAACUGUCUAAAUAGCGUGCUUGGGACCACGUACGAUCUAUCAGAUAGUUUUAAACAACACUAUCAAUUAUGGUUAGAGCAAGAAGUAUUUGGGAAUACAAUAGAGUGGGAGAAGCUCUUGUUAAACCAAAAAAUAUAGAUAUUUUGAUAUGGGUUUGAUCUGUUUGCGGUAAAUAUAACUCUAUCGGAUACAUCACUGCAAUAAGGGUCAUUAGUUCUCGUUGAAUAUGAUAUGUUAUAUUUAUUGCACUUCCUGAUGUGUUUGGCAGAUGAAUGAUGAACGUACAUAGAUGUGAAGACAGAUGGCGUUCUACUUCACUUGCUUUGUGUUUAGUGAAUCUUUUCUUUCCGUUGAUAUUAUUUCUUUAUAUUUUGUGUAAUUCGGUCAGUUUGUACUGAAAAUUCGUUGUUUAAAUCCGUAUGCAACAAAUAUUGACUUGUUACUUGUGCACCUAUUUAGUGUUUUUUUGCUUGUGUAUUUUUUGCAUAAGGGUUUAGAUUAUUUUAUAGGAAAAAUGUUCUUAAAUUGACAAAAAUACUUUGUUUACUUCAGUAUUUAAAUAUAUUUGCUAUAUAAAGA
Messenger RNA from Zophobas morio, 3081 nucleotides. It is a transcript of the gene Strip, whose product is annotated as striatin-interacting protein 1. Gene Ontology annotation, biological process: cytoskeleton organization. Gene Ontology annotation, cellular component: cytosol. NCBI's taxonomy places the organism in Eukaryota, Metazoa, Arthropoda, Insecta, Coleoptera, Tenebrionidae. The record is from RefSeq and is a predicted model, not a curated record. The transcript is spliced from 11 exons. Bases 136 to 2640 code for a protein of 834 amino acids.